AUGUUUGGUAAAGGCGAGAGAACAGUUUUGCACAUAAUUGUGUGGGGAUGUUUGAACAUAGCCUUUUGGUUGUCACUUCCGGUAACUACAGCACCACUGGCCGUUCCGGAACUGGACCAUAAGAAACCGACAGCUAGGAUAAUUGUGCAUGUACGACAGAGGCGGUCCAAACACUGGGAUUUCUGGCAGCUAAACAGCAAUAUUUGUCCUCCAUCUUUAUGUUUUUCGUCUGACGAAGGUGGCGAAGAUGUACCAAAACGUCCGAGAGGUACUGCUGGGAGUAUUUUCUAUAAUGGCGACAUCGUCCUUGACCCGUACUCGGAACAAAUUAUAUUUGGUUCGGCGGGAGGACGACGAAGGAAACGAGCCACGGUCCGGAACCGUGAUAAUCUAUGGAAGGACGGUGUGGUUUAUUUCCUGUUUGACAGGGGAAUAAACCCCCUUGCUAGAAAAGCAGCCAAGCGUGCUAUGAAACACAUCAGUGAACGAACAUGCAUUCAAUUCAAGAAAAAGACAAAAGACAAUGAAGAUUACGUUCGCAUCAUCAGUGAACCAGGUUGCUGGUCCAGUGUCGGGCGUCUGGGAGGAGAACAGAAACUUAGUCUUGGCAGGGGGUGUGAGCGGGAGGUUGGAACAGCGGUCCACGAGCUGUUACAUACUUUAGGCUUCUGGCACGAACAUUCUCGACCGGACCGUGACGACUAUGUAGAGAUAGUGUAUCCCAACAUUUCCCCGCGUUACGUACCAGAUUUCUUACCGAUCAACGAGACGUUGUCUAAACCCCGAGGGUUUCCGUAUGACUAUAAAAGUAUCAUGCAUUACAAGGACCGAACGUUCACCAACAAUGGCGGGAAAACGAUCAGGGUGAUUGGUGUUGGGAAGAGCAUGAAGUUGACCAUUGGUCAGAGGGAUGGAAUGAGUGAAAUUGACAUCGCUCAGCUGAAGGAUAUGUAUUUCUGCAACCAAAAACAGGACAAGAAUGAGACAGUUUGUCCUAAAGAUUGGGUAAAGUUCCAGACUAGCUGUUACCAGUUUAUUCGAGGUCCCAGAAAGCAGUUCGCGGGAGCACAGAAGGAAUGUCAGCGAUACAAUGGCCACCUGGUGGCUGUAGACAAUCAAUACGAAAACAACUUCCUCAAUAAAUACAUCAAGCAAAAUUUCCCCAACAUAAGGAAUUGGCGCACGGGUGGACGUCGUAUCAAUGGUACAUUCUACUGGGACCAGGGAGGUGUCGACGACCUACGUAAACUUGACUUCCGCUCAGACUGGUUCACCUUUGACCCUAAAAGGUACACCUCCAUAGUUCUAAGGAUGAACGCAAAGACAGAUAACUUGGAAUGGAAAGGAGAUUGGGUAGGAUCGGCCAAACAACUUCCGAAAUAUGCUUACUCCUACAUAUGCGAGAGACCCGCCAAACGUAAAUGUAUCAAGGGAGAUCAUCCUGAUGGGCGGGACUACCGUGGGACGUUGGAUCACACACGAGACGGCAUCACUUGUCAAAACUGGACAUCCCACUAUCCCCACGACCACAAACUUGUCGACUCGGAUGCCGUUGAAGAGGAUAAGGAUGGGAUUGGACCUCACAACUUCUGUCGGAACCCCAUGUCCCGCAGGAGAAACCGUCCAUGGUGCUUCACUAACAAACUGAAGGAGACAUGGGGAUACUGUGACGUUAGCAUUUGUACACGGGCAUUCAAAGAAAAUGCCGGCGAUAAUGGUGAUACAAAUACUGACAAAGCGCGGGUUGAUAUGGACAAUACUUUAAGUUCUGUUCCUCAAGGUACUCAUAAUCGGGACAGCAAUGUUGUGCCACGCCAGACCAGGGAUAAAAAUACGUUUGAUCAGGAAGUCUUUAGCAAGUGGGAAUCGCAGAUAGCAGACGCGAACAAAUCUAAUAGCGAUAAGGGUAGACGCAGAGGUCAUCAGCGGUCCACUUCAUCAAAAGAAAAGAUGCAGAGAGACGGAAGGGCUAGAAACCGGAAAAAUAGUAGAGGUGGUAGGAAUAACCACGGACGCGACAGGCGAUACCGGAACUGGAAGAGCUGA
This is a messenger RNA of Ylistrum balloti, 2046 nucleotides long. RefSeq lists its product as uncharacterized. The transcript has 9 exons. Lineage: Eukaryota; Metazoa; Mollusca; Bivalvia; Pectinida; Pectinidae. The coding region runs from base 1 to 2046 and encodes 681 amino acids. Gene Ontology annotation, biological process: proteolysis. Gene Ontology annotation, molecular function: zinc ion binding; metalloendopeptidase activity. The record is from RefSeq and is a predicted model, not a curated record.